Erythranthe guttata (spotted monkey flower) is the source of this 1808-nucleotide messenger RNA. Its product is annotated as non-specific phospholipase C2. Gene Ontology annotation, biological process: phospholipid catabolic process. NCBI's taxonomy places the organism in Eukaryota, Viridiplantae, Streptophyta, Magnoliopsida, Lamiales, Phrymaceae. The record is from RefSeq and is a predicted model, not a curated record. Gene Ontology annotation, molecular function: hydrolase activity, acting on ester bonds.
AAAAUAAUUGUCCACAUAACAAAAAAAAAAAAAAGUGAAACGACACGUGGCAGCUCACACCAUCACCAGCCAAACUUCUCAUUUGCUUAUAAAAAUAAAAUAAAAAACCAUUCACAUGGUUUUGCUACAGAGCAAUGCAGACAAUGGCGAAACCCACCUUGCCGCUAAUCUUCUCCCUCCUCCUCCUCCUGUUGAGCCGCCACUACUCCGCCGCGGACGGCGGCGGAGGAAGCCCGAUAAAGACGGUGGUGGUGAUGGUGAUGGAGAACAGGUCAUUCGACCACAUGCUUGGUUGGAUGAAGAAGCUCAACCCUGAAAUCAAUGGAGUUGAUGGGUCCGAAUAUAACCGAAUCAGCACAACCGACCCGAAUUCACCUCGGGUCGUGUUCGGAGAUAAAUCGCACUUCGUCGACCCUGACCCGGGACACUCAUUCCAGGCCAUAAGGGAGCAGAUAUUCGGGUCGAACGUCACCUCCUCCGACAGGCCGCCGCCGAUGAACGGCUUUGCUCAACAAGCUUUUUCUAUGGACCCGAAUAUGACUCAGAGUGUUAUGAACGGGUUUCAUCCCGAUAAGGUUGCGGUGUACAAAUCCUUAGUGUCGGAAUUCGCCGUGUUCGACCGGUGGUUCGCGUCGGUGCCGGCAUCCACGCAGCCAAACCGUCUCUACGUUCACUCCGGCACCUCUCACGGCGCCACCUCCAAUAUAGCAGCGCUGCUCGCCAAGGGCUACCCGCAGCGCACAAUCUUCGAGGAUCUGGACGACGCCGGAGUAUCUUUCAGAAUAUACUUCCAGAAUAUUCCGGCCACCUUCUUCUACAGAAACCUCAGGAAGGUCAAGUACCUCCUGAAAUUCCGGCCCUACGCAUUGUCCUUCAAGAGCGACGCCAAGAAGGGCAAGCUCCCGGGCUACGCUGUGGUGGAGCAGCGGUACAUGGACUCUAAGGUGGAACCCGCAAACGACGACCACCCGUCGCACGAUGUUUACCAAGGGCAGAUGUUUGUGAAGGAGGUGUACGAGACUCUGAGGGCUAGCCCGCAGUGGAACGAGACCCUCCUAUUGAUCACGUACGACGAGCACGGUGGUUUUUACGAUCACGUCCCGACCCCGAAUGCCGGAGUGCCGAGCCCGGAUGACAUUGUGGGGCCCGACCCGUUUUUCUUCAAGUUCGAUAGAUUGGGUGUGAGGGUUCCCACUAUUGCUAUCUCUCCUUGGAUUCAGAAAGGCACCGUUGUUCAUGGCCCUAACGGCUCGCCUACUCCGACAUCGGAAUACGAGCAUUCUUCGGUUCCGGCGACAGUGAGGAAAAUAUUUAACCUCUCAUCGCCUCCUCUUACAAAGAGGGAAGCAUGGGCAGGCACUUUUGAGGGCAUUUUUGGAAAACUCAAGCAGCCAAGAACCGAUUGCCCCGAGCAACUUCCGAAUCCGGUGAGAAUCAGGGAGACGGAAGCGAAUGAAGAAGCACAAGUGACGGAAUUCCAACAAGAGCUGCUGCAACUUGCAGCGGUUUUGAAAGGCGAAGAUGUAUUGACGAGUAAUCUUGCCAAGUUUGGCAAGGAUAUGACUGUGAGAGAAGGGAAAGAAUACAUGGAGAGCGCUGUCAGAAGCUUCUUCGAAGCGGGUUUAGCUGCUAAAAAGAUGGGUAUUGACGGCGAACAAAUCGUCAAAAUGCGACCCUCUCUCUCCACAAGAACUUAGAGAGAGAAAUAAAGUAUAUGUAAAGAAAGUACAAGAUUUGUUAUUGCUAUGAAAUAUUUGUAUGAAUUGAGUUGAUAAUAAGUGAAAUCGAUGAAUCGAACCAUUUCAAUU